CUCUCGCUGAAAGGGUAUACUAGAAGAUAAAUUGGAUCCCUCACCAUGCCGCCACCGAAACCGACCCGCCUCUUCACACGCCCAGGCGCGAAACCGCGCUCCCUGACAUCCUCCGCGCCGCGCCGACAAGCACACACCCAACCACGACCUCAAACGCAAACACAAACACAACCACCCUCGUUCUUCUCCGCCCUACGAUCCCGCUACGCCUCCCUCCCAUCUCCCAUCCGCCGCUCCUUCCGCGCCCUCCGCAUCGCCGCGCCCCUCCUCCCCAUCGGGCUCUUCUUCUCCGAACACAUCUGCCAGAUCAUGUGGGUGCGCGGGCCCUCGAUGACGCCGUGCCUGAACGAGGACUACGACGUCAUGCACACGAAAAGCGACAUGGUGCUGGUGAACAUGUGGCCGUUUGGAGGCGCCGGGUGGCCGUGGCAGAGGCAGAGGAGGCUGGAGAGGGGGAUGGUGGUUACGUUUCGGUCCCCUGCGAACCCAUCGCAUAUCGCUAUUAAGCGCAUCAUUGGCCUCCCCGGCGACCGGAUCACGACGCGCGAGCCCUGCAUGAAAGAAGCGCAGAUCGUGCCGUUCAACCAUGUCUGGUUGGAGGGUGACGCGGCUGACCCGAAGCGCUCGCUGGAUAGUAACACGUACGGGCCGGUGAGUAUCAGCUUGAUCACGGGGACGGUGAUGGCGGUGAUGUGGCCGCGGUGGAGGCCGAUGCGGUGGGAGGAGUGGGAGCAGGGCGUGGUGGAUGGGAGAGAGGGGUAUCGGCAGGGUGUGAGGGAUAGGGUGGUUAAGGAGGCGGUGAAGUUGGAUAGACCGGCGUUGAGUUGAGGGUAAGGCUAUAUGCUAAUCAUGGGCUCAGUUGAGCUGGUUGGUUGGUUGUAUUAUAUGUAGAUGCAAAGAGAGAUAGAUAGAUGGAUAGAUGUAUUAUGUACGAAUAGGAUAUGUGUGGUAUAGAACAAAAGAAAAGAAAAAGAGAGAGAGAGAGCGUGAUUAACCCGGAGAAUCGGGAAAGGAAGGAGAAGGAUCAAACAAGUCGAAU
Aspergillus steynii IBT 23096 is the source of this 1039-nucleotide messenger RNA. Its product is annotated as putative mitochondrial inner membrane protease subunit Imp2. The record is from RefSeq and is a predicted model, not a curated record. Gene Ontology annotation, biological process: mitochondrial respiratory chain complex assembly. Gene Ontology annotation, molecular function: serine-type endopeptidase activity. Gene Ontology annotation, cellular component: mitochondrial inner membrane peptidase complex; membrane. The transcript has 2 exons. NCBI's taxonomy places the organism in Eukaryota, Fungi, Ascomycota, Eurotiomycetes, Eurotiales, Aspergillaceae. Bases 46 to 828 code for a protein of 260 amino acids.